This is a messenger RNA of Oppia nitens, 923 nucleotides long. RefSeq names its product ERI1 exoribonuclease 3-like. NCBI's taxonomy places the organism in Eukaryota, Metazoa, Arthropoda, Arachnida, Sarcoptiformes, Oppiidae. Gene Ontology annotation, molecular function: nucleic acid binding; 3'-5'-RNA exonuclease activity. Gene Ontology annotation, biological process: exonucleolytic trimming to generate mature 3'-end of 5.8S rRNA from tricistronic rRNA transcript (SSU-rRNA, 5.8S rRNA, LSU-rRNA). The coding region runs from base 117 to 833 and encodes 238 amino acids. The transcript has a single exon. The record is from RefSeq and is a predicted model, not a curated record.
AAAAAUAAUUAAAUAUAAAUUUAAUAAAUAAGUUGUCAUUUGAUUGAUUGGAUCAAACAAAUUGAUGUCAACUAAUAAUAUGCAAAAUAACGACUAAAAGAGUUAACAUUUAGUUAAUGAUCUCUUCAAUCAAAUUAUUGAAAACAAUCCGAUUAUUUGGUCAUUCAUUGAGGUCAGUGUCGCGUACGGCCCGACACCCGAACCGAAUGGCAAAUAUUAAACCCCAAAAUUGUGACUUCUUUCUUGUACUGGAUUUUGAGGCCACUUGUAAUGAACCAAAACAAAUGGAUCCGAUGGAGAUCAUCGAGUUUCCCGUCAUUAAAGUCAAUGCCCAAAACUUUACCGCCGAACAAACUUUUCACCGAUACGUCCGACCAAAAGUUCAUACAAAUUUGACACCGUUUUGCACAAAAUUGACGGGAAUUAUGGACCAUAUGGUGGCCAAUGAGCCCACAUUUGAUGUCGUAUUCGCCGACUUUCAGCAAUGGCUACAUUCAGUUGGUCUCAUAUGCGAUGAUCUUCACAGACCUCUCAAGAAGUUUACAUUUGUUACUUGUGGUGAAUGGGAUCUUCAGCUAAUGCUUCCCUCUCAGUGCCAACUCUUGAAUCUCAGAAUACCAUUGUAUUUGAGGACUUGGGUUAACAUAAAGAAGUCUUACGCUAAUCAUUAUAAACAAUGGCCUAAAAGUUUAAGUUAUAUGUUGGAUGAGCUUAAGAUUAAACCAUUAGGAAGACUACAUUCAGGUAUAGAUGAUUGUCAAAACAUUGUUGCAAUUAUGAAGACUAUGGCCAAUGAGGGAGUUGUCUUCAAGAAUACUAGUUCCGAGUGGUGAUACUUAACUGCAUUGUUAUUUCAAACUUAUUUCAAUCAUAUUUAAAUUAAUCAAAUAUUGUAUAAUAUUUAUAAAUAUUAAAAAUUUAGU